Molecule: messenger RNA, 2175 nt
Organism: Durusdinium trenchii
Lineage: Eukaryota; Dinophyceae; Suessiales; Symbiodiniaceae
Source: the annotation of a GenBank genome assembly
AUGAUUCCGGUCGUGCGGCAGAAGACUGCUGCUGCAAUCCGCAAAGCUUGCAGCCAGAAGCCAUUGGACUUCACCAGCAACUUCGAUUCGCUUCGCCAACAUAGAUGUACGCAGACUGCUUCUUGCUUUGCCAGCGAUGAGUUUGGUUUGGUGGCCUAUUCAAGCGCGUUGAUUCGAAACAGGGAGAAGGAUGGUGCAGCAGACUUCAAUGUUUGGAUGAAGAUCUCUGAUCGAGGUACUGAGUUGCUGGAUCGUGGAUCUCCUCGGGUGUUGGUCUGGCUCCUCGAUGCUUUAAGUGAUGCAGAUCUUCAUCCCGAUGAGCGGAAACAGUUGACGUUCCCAAGAGCUUAUCGUGACACGCUGAACGUCAAGUCGUCAUCGGAGGCGCUCUCCGAGUUCAGCAAUGAUGAGUUGUGUAUCGCAUGGCGCGCUUUUGAUCGUCUUCAGCUUCUGGACAGGCCGACACUGAAGCAAUUUCUUCAUGCAACCACUAAACCGUUGCUGACACAACGCUGUCAUGGUCCCAUGUAUGGCGAGGUGCGACCACGUUACAGCUCAUUUACUCUAUGGAAUUGGGUGAUCCAGGCGGAGGGACUUCGCAAUCUGAAGCACCAGCCACUGCAAGCAUCUCCGGUCAUUGCGAAGUCCAUGGCAAAGCGGCUGCUCGUGGAAGAAGAGCACCAACUUCGCGCAGAAGGCUUAACCUUUUCUGCGCUGCAAGCACUGGUGAACAUGGUGCCGCUUUCCUCACGGCAGAGGCACAGAAUGGUAGCUCAGCUAUCUUUUCUGCUGCCAGCCCUCUCAUCGGCUGAGUUGGCCGCAUUGCCUCGUUUAGCCUCUCGGGGACAGCUCCAGGAUGAGGACUUCUUCCAGCAAGUGGCACAGCGAUUGAGUGAGGUUUUUCGGCGGUUGACGACCCGUGAGCUUCUCACAGCAUUUCGCGGUCUCUUGGUUUGGCGAGUUGGAGUGCCCGGCUUGGACCGGAGCGCUGCUGUGGCCUUUGGUGACCAUGUCAUGUGGAAUGAGCAGACACCCUCGACGGCCCUCCGGCUCUUGCGGGCGCUGGGUCGCAUUGAUUCGUCCACUUUGAAUGUGGGCUCUCGUGAAUCAACUACAGAAGAGCAAGUGAUGUUAGUGAAAGCAUUCCGUGGAAGCUUGAAAGUGUUGACGAGUCCUGCGGCCAAGCAGUCACUUAAUAGCAGGGACCUCUUGGUCGCGAUGAAUGCACUCGGGCAGAUCUCUCGGGCAUGGGAUUGGUUGGGCUCAGGGAUUGGUGAGGCAGAAGCAGAAAAAGAGGUGCUGGAAGAGCUUCACAAUUGUACACUGGUGCUGAGCGAAGUGGUAGGUCUAGAAUUGAUGCUAGAUGAUGCACAUGACCUCGCUGGGAAGACUUCUUGGGAUAGCUACAGUGCCCGGGAUUUGGCACUGAUGCUUUUGGCCCAGGUUCGUGUGGCUCGACGCCUUCGAAGUCCUUCGGAUGGCUUACCACAAAUGACUCAAAUACUGUGCCACCGGCUAAAACGAGCGGCUGUGCAUCGGGCCCAGCUUGGCCGGCUUGAUCAGCAAAAGCUGAAGGAUGUGGCCGCGGAAGCCAAAGCAGCGCUUUCAGCAUCCUCGCUAAUGCUGUCAUAUUGUGCCAAGGAUGUGGACAUGCAACGCAUACAAUGCCAGGAAUAUGCUUACACGGAGCCUUUGGAAGUCAUCGUCAGCUGGAGCGAGGCUGCUUCAAAGCUGGGGCUUGGAGCAUUUGAGGACUCAUACAAGGCCUUGGCCGCUACCACGAUGCUAAUCAGUACUUCACCAAGCAGCACAACACCCGAAAUGAAAGGGUUGCUCGGGUGGCUCCUGAAGUUUGCCACAGGCAUCCAAGAUUUCCACGAGAAACCAAUUGGUCAGGACCCAGAGCAAGAAGACCACUCUCAUUUGACGACGCAAAUGGCAAACUGGCACUUGGACAGCUGUUUACACGCUAUUGCGGUCCUAGAGACGCUUGAUUUCAAACCAGAUUGGUUGAUCCAUUUGCAGGAUGCAGUUCUGAGGGAAGUUUCAAAUCGAAUUCCAAAACUGAAGAAGAACAGUAUUGUUUUCUGGCUCCGCCUGUUGGAUCCGCACCUUGCUCCGCAUCGCUUGGCCAAGAAGUUGACACUCGAGCUCCGCUGUGGUGGAAGUGAGUAG